AUGAGGCCAAUUAGUUUGAGUAAUUUUCUUAAUAAAGUGAUCUCGAGGGUGAUGAAUGAUAGAGUCGGGGUUCUUCUUCCAUCCCUGAUUUCAGAAAAUCAGUCUGGCUUUGUGAAAGGAAUAAGCAUUACUGAAAAUGUGUUACUUGCUCAGGAGAUUAUUAUUGAUAUCAGAAAAUGGGGUAAGCCAGCAAAUGUGGUGAUCAAGUUGGAUAUGGCAAACGCAUAUGAUAGGGUGAAAUGGGGCUUUCUUAUAAAGGUGUUGGAAGAAAUGGGUUUUGAUAAUAACUUUGUUGAUAAAGUCUGGAGACUGGUUGCUAACAACUGGUAUUCUAUAUUUAUCAAUGGGCAGACUAAUGGUUUAUUUCACUCAUCUAGGGGAGUGAAACAAGGGGAUCCUCUAUCCCCUGCUUUGUUCAUACUAACUGCUGAAGUUCUAUCUUAA
Messenger RNA from Solanum verrucosum, 444 nucleotides. RefSeq names its product secreted RxLR effector protein 78-like. The coding region runs from base 1 to 444 and encodes 147 amino acids. The transcript has a single exon. The record is from RefSeq and is a predicted model, not a curated record. Lineage: Eukaryota; Viridiplantae; Streptophyta; Magnoliopsida; Solanales; Solanaceae.